AUGUCAACAAAGACGAUGGACUUCUCCUUUCCAGUCCUCCCAGUAGCCGCUCUCGGACUGCUCCUGGUGGUCCUCUCCCCAAGAGUCAUAAACUGGGCGCGAACCAACAGAUCCAGUCUGCUACAAGCCCUCAGACUGCAAAAAGAGACCACCAGCGAGAUAGUCUCUCUGCGCGUCUACCCCAUCAAGUCCUGUCGCGGGUUCCAACUCACCAGAACCAAACUCCGCAUGCACGGCCUAGACCUCGACAGACAAUGGAUGUUCGUAGACGCAAAGACACACGAGUUCAUCACCAUCCGCCAAAUCCCCCAAAUGACACUGAUCAACACAGCCCUCAGCGAGGACGGCAACUCCCUCUUCCUCAGCAUCACCGGCUCCCCAGAGGAGGUCCAGAUCCCCGCACGCCCCGACGCCGCCUGGCUGGCGGCAAACACGACCCUCUCCCAGGUCAAGAUCUGGGACACCGUGACCGACGGCCACGUGUACGGGGACGCCGUCAACGCGCCGUUUUCCAGCUUCCUGCAGCGCGCCGUGUGUCUCGUCUACAAGGGGCCCACGCCGCGCAUUCUGCAGGGCAACGGUGACCCGCGGCUGCUGGGCCGCGAACAGAGCACCAACUUCCCCGACGUGCAUCCCGUGCUGAUUGCGUCCGAGGCGUCCCUAGUGGAACUCAACCAGAGGCUACGCGGUAAAGGCGCGGAUCCGAUUACCGUUGAGCGGUUCCGGCCGAAUAUCAUCAUCCGGGGCAAUGCGCCUUGGGCUGAGGAUUCGUGGAAGACGGUCCGGAUUGGUUCGUCUGGGCGGGAGCUCGGUGCGCGGCCGUUGGACUUGGAUGUCGUGGCGCGCUGUGCGCGGUGCCAGGUGCCGAAUGUUGAUCCCGACACGGCUGAGAAGCAUAAGCGGGAGCCUUGGGAUACGCUGAUGACGUAUCGCCGGGUGGAUGAGGGGAUGAAGUACAAGCCUUGCUUUGGGAUGCUGAGUGCGCCGCGGAAUGAGGGUGUUGUUGAGGUGGGGAUGAAGUUUGAGGUGCUGGAGGAGACGACGCAGCACCGAUAUAUUAAAGGAUUUUGA
Molecule: messenger RNA, 1071 nt
Organism: Aspergillus thermomutatus
Lineage: Eukaryota; Fungi; Ascomycota; Eurotiomycetes; Eurotiales; Aspergillaceae
Product: MOSC domain-containing protein
Exons: 1
Coding region: 1-1071 (356 amino acids)
Molecular function (GO): pyridoxal phosphate binding; catalytic activity; molybdenum ion binding
Source: RefSeq, a predicted model, not a curated record